AGUAAAUGAGCAGUGUGGCUAUAAAGAGCUUGUUUCAUUAGCUCAACACCCUCCUCUUCUGCCUUACCAUCUUCUUCGUCUUCAACUUUUCUGGUUUUGGAGAAAGACAGAAGAGAGAGAGAGAGAGAGAGAGAUGGGAAAUUGUCAAGCCAUUGAUGCAGCAACACUGGUGAUACAACACCCGAAUGGGAAAGUAGAGAAAUUGUACUGUCCUGUGAGUGCUAGUGAGAUAAUGAAGACGAACCCAGGUCACUAUGUUGCUCUACUCAUCUCCACCACUUUGUGUCCCACAAAACCACCCGGUGAGAACACUGACAAGAAUAGUGCUAGUAGUACCACCACCACCACAACCAAGAGUGAUCACGGCACCGGUGCCGGGACCGGAGGCACGGGCACCGGCACCGGCUCUGUCAGGUUGACACGCAUCAAACUUCUCAGGCCAACUGAUACUCUUGCUCUUGGUCAAGUUUAUAGACUCAUCACAACUCAAGAGGUUAUGAAAGGAUUAUGGGCAAAGAAACAAGCAAAGUUGAAGAGAAGCCAGUCAGAUGGAGAUAUGAGAGUAGAGAUUAUUGGAAGAGAAAAACCAGGUUCAGUGCCAAAGGACAAGAACAACCAGGUGAUAAAACAUGAGAGACACCGACCAAGGACAGCAUCAGCAUCAUCAGGAACACCCUCUGCCAUAGCCAGCAGGCCAAGAACAUGGCAACCCUCAUUGCAUAGCAUCUCAGAAGGUGCAACUCCGAACCUGCAGAUGAGAAGAAACCAUACCUCCCCUUCUAGUUGAAUUGUUAAAACGACAAACAAUUUAGUGUCGUUUUAUCAAUCCAAGGAGACUGGCAUGGCAGAUAGUAGAAGCAGCUGCAGAGCAGAAGAGUACUCAAGUACUUACUGAGUAAGUGAGAUGAGGGGAGUCUUAAAAACUCGGUUGUUGAGGUUGCAGAUCUGAUCUGCGUGAGAGUUGAAUAGUUGUGCAUAGGAAAGAGUGUCAUUCAGUAUCCAACUUACAUUAAUCAAAAUGAUGGGGUUUUGUACCUAAAAAACACUGAAAUGCAACUUUGAGAAAGAAAAACGAUACUGCCUUUCAUCUCAUGGUUGGAUUAUUGUCCUUUUAGUUUGUUAACUUUUUUUGUGUAUAUUGAGCCUCGAUUAAAUAGAACAUUUAAACUGUAA
Messenger RNA from Humulus lupulus (European hop), 1173 nucleotides. RefSeq lists its product as uncharacterized. The record is from RefSeq and is a predicted model, not a curated record. The transcript is spliced from 3 exons. NCBI's taxonomy places the organism in Eukaryota, Viridiplantae, Streptophyta, Magnoliopsida, Rosales, Cannabaceae. Bases 134 to 787 code for a protein of 217 amino acids.